Dermacentor andersoni is the source of this 9779-nucleotide messenger RNA. NCBI's taxonomy places the organism in Eukaryota, Metazoa, Arthropoda, Arachnida, Ixodida, Ixodidae. The record is from RefSeq and is a predicted model, not a curated record.
GUGGCAACGCGAAUCAGACGCAGAAAUGGUUCGCGAAUUUUUCGAACUACUUCUUUCAUGUUUCCAACCUGUCCGUGUGUUUGAGCAGACUUUAAUACAGCGGGCCUGAGUUCUGUUUGCUGGCAGCAGCAGCAUGGCAGUCUCCAGCGAGUGGAACACCAUCCCAGCGUAUGCAGCCCAUCUCUCCCCACUCCACCCGAAGAUGCCUGGACGUGAAGACCUUGUCAAAGAGCUGCGGUCACUUCGCUCCCCAUUCACUUGCACCCGCAUACGGCUGCCCCUGCAUUGCAAUGUGUGCAAAGCUGUGCCGGCCUCAACUUGCCCCGUCGUGUCGGAGCUGAUGCCCAUGAUUAAUGAAUGGCUCUGGUCCCUGGCCGUCGAGAUCCAUGAAGUUGAGCCGGGCCGCCUUGCGCUCACUGCGCUCGAGAAUGACAGCAUGUCCAGAGGUGCCAGCUGGACUGCCAACCAUGCUGCCGUCUUGCUGCACUGUCUCCUCACCCGGCACCGAUGCCUUCAGGUUAUCGAGGGGCUGCAGUCCAUUCUACCCUGCUACCGCAAGCUGUUCUGCGAUGCCCUGAGGAACAACACAUCACUGACCGUGCUCCGGCUAAGCAAGUGUGAGCUGACGGGACCUGUGGUGCGAAGCGUCAUUGCUGCCAUAGGUGGUGCCGAGUGCCUGGAGGAGCUCUCAUGGGACUGGUGCAAGUUUACCACUGGCAAUGUCCGUGCGGCCGAGGACGCCCUUUCCGGCUACAUUGCCAAGACAAAAUCACUGCGCACCCUCAACGUGGCGCAUGUACCGCUGUUUCGAGAGUCAUCUGCACUCAUCGAGGCCCUCGUGAAGAACACGAGCAUCGUCAAGCUCAUCGUUGGCUGCUCGGUCUUGAAUCAGAGUCGACGUACUGAAUUUCGCCGCUAUCUUGCGGCCAACAGGACAGUGACAAAUUUAACCAUCUGCAGUGACCACUGCAGGAGUGCUCCAGAUGUGGGGGAAGUCUUCAAGGCACUCACUGAGAACUCGACUUUGGAGGUGCUCACAAUCGAAAACUUUGAGCUGGACCCGAUUGUUGCCCUGCAGUUUGCCAGGGUGUUCAGCUUUAACACCACUCUGCGCGAGGUUGGCUUUCCCCACUGCACUUGGGACUACCAGUUCAUGCGUGCAGCAGAAGACAUCCGGAGGCAGCGCAUGAUGUAUGCCCUCGCGGGCAGGCUGGGCAGAGACUGGCGGGUUGUGCCUCUAGUGAAGGCACUGCAGAAGACGUCAUCAUUGCAAAAGCUUGUGCUCGCUGGGUGCUUCACCAAUGAUGAGACCCGGCAGCUUCUGGAAGCUGCUGCCAAAUCUUCUUCUCUGCAACACCUCACCUUCGACUCGGUCAUGAUGCUUUCCGUAGAGACGUUCCACCAAAUGGUGCAGGAGACAGGUGCUUCUGGGAAGGUCAGACUAGGCACAUGUCAUUCGCUGCCUGCGGCAUUUGUGGCAGGACUGAAAUCUGGCAGUGACAUUCUGAGCAUGGGCCACCACAAGUUCUUUCAUCUGAACACGCCAGCGUUCCGCGAGAUCGGAGCUGCCCUCGAGCUGCAUGACCGUGUCACUGCGCUGGAGUUACGGCUCGACACUUGGGACGACGACUUUGUCGAGAAAGAUGCAUCCACUAUUGCCGCCUAUCUGUCGAAGACUACCGCCCUGAAGGAAAUCUACAUGAAGUUCAGUAACUUCAACCAGGAUGCUCACCUCAUCAUCGAGGGCCUCUCCAAGAACAAGACGAUAGAAAAGCUUGGAAUUGAGGACUGGCUUGUGCGCACGAAGGACAUUGAGAAACUGUGUAUCUGGCUGGUGGACAGCAGGACAGUGUACCACCUUGUUUACCUCUGUGCCCAGUAUGAAGCAUGUAAGGUGCUCAUUGAAGACCUGGCUGACCUGCUUGAGGACAGCUACACUCUCACGUACAUCCGUGUAGUGGAGUAUCCCUCCAACUUUCACAAUUGGCAGGCUGUGAAACACUUCAGGCGGCGGAACUUGUCACUCGUUGAGUGUGCUGCUCACUUUGUGCUGGGCUCAACAUUGAAGCGGGCGGCUGCUGCUUACGAAAGUGUGUCGUGGCACCCUCAGCUGCUGUCCAAAGUCCAAGAGCUGGCACCACUGAGCACCUCAGAAGUGAGUCAGAAACUGCUGGAAUGCAAUCGCCUUGUGCGGAUGCAAUUCUGGCAGCUUGCAGGCAUCGUGAAGGAUGAACUUGUGUGUUUCGAAAGGGUCGAUGGUCGGAAGCAAAUUGACAAUCUGGUACUCGACGCAUGGUUGCAUGUUCGAGGAUUCUUGAGCAUCAGCGACGUCCUGGACGAGACGGGAGAGAAGCGGAGGUUGCCACGCAAACGGAAACGGAGAUAGUGCCCCUACUGUUAAAAGCAGAUUCGGGUUCCUUGUGAUGUGUCAUGUUUUUGUUUUACUUGACUUUGAAGGUGUCCCGGCUACUGCACAAAGCUAAGUCGAGCAAAGCUGUGGCCACCUAGGAACUAUUAGUGUUGAUAGGACAGUUCUGCCUCACAUGUGUCUGUGAUCACAAGACACUGCAACUGGUAGUCUUGUACAGUGCUGUCUGUGGCUUUGGUUUGUGAUGAAUUGUUAACUCUUUCGUUACCGCAAGAAAUGUGCUCCUUUUCAGUGCUUUAAUGUUUUAGCAUGUUAUUUCAAGACGUAGUAGUCGCAAUGUAUACUGUUACAGUGAAACCUCGUUAAACCGUAGUUGGCCGGAGCUCGAAAAAAGUACGUACUAAACGAUAGUGCUGCUUAACCGAAAUAGCUUGAGAUCGCCCAUGUACCUGUCAAAAACAGAACUCGGAGAGAGUGCGAUGAAAGAGGAAAAAACAUAGUGUUCACUUCGCACCACAAAAGUGUUAUUUUCAUUUUGAUGCUGCGGCGGCCUAGCAGCGACCACAGUGGCCUUAAACUUACUGAAGCUGCGAGCCAGAUUUUCAGCCAGCCCCCUCUUCUCGGCAAACACUCACAUGGCAGAUUCCUCAUUGGCGUUGCAUGUUCUCCGUGCACGCGGGCAGUAGCGCUGCAGAAGUCAUGGGCCGCCUUUUUCAUUGCGGGGUGCUGUUCGCAUUGCGAUGAUUGCAUUCAUGAGGCUGACGUAAUGUGCAGCUUCUGCCACCGUCAGGCCUGAAUCGCCCAUGCUGUCGCUUUCCGUGUCGUCCUCAUCACUGUCGCUAGCCGUCGGCAACGAUGCCGAAAUGUCGAACCUCGUAGCCGACAUUUCUUCGCGGUUGCAACAGUGCUGCCGAGCGACUUCCUCACAUUCCAAAUGCCACACACCGUAGUUGAGGGUAGAUCCUUAUCGCCUGCCAGCGCCGACUUCGGGUCACCUUCGAUAGCACGAAUGAUAUCUAAUUUUUCUUCUAUGCUGAGCACCCAGCCUCUUUUUUGUCUGACCUUUGGCACGACGCGUCCUCCUUUGCACAACGCCACAACGCUCUCUGGCACGGCGCUGAAAUGAUGUUGAUGUGGCUUCACGCACAAAUGCACAGGGCGCUUGGAGGCCAUUGUUCUGAUCUCUGAGGCUUGCUGUUCUGCCGGGCCGCCCGAUGGAGAUGACGCACCGAUGUGUUUGUGUGAUGAAAAGUGGAAACGCUACGUUUUAACCUAUACAUAUGCAAUAAGCUGGUACGGUUUAUGGGGAUACAGAACACAUUAUGUUCAAUGGCCACUGAGUCGGGGAUUGGACUUUACUAAUUUUAAAACGAAGCUACUGUUUAAGCGGGUACGGUUUAACGAGGUUUUACUGUAUACAUAAAAUUAUUGCCAGAUCAUUGGUGUUUUGAAUUUAUGUAUAGUAGUAAUAAUUGCUCAGAUAAUUUUCUUAGAAUUCUUGUGAAAUCUCAAGGAAGCACCUCAUGCAAGACUAUUUUCAUUGCAAGUACGGAUUGUACAAAAAAUCUGGAGUCUAUAAACUAUACACCUGGUUCCUCGUUCCCAACAUAUGUAAGGCAGCUCAUGCAAAAUAAUUAGUGGGAAGAUUUGUAGGCAUCGAUACUAGCCACAGUGAUGCCCACACUAUGCAAGGAAGGAAGAGCUUUGCAAAUAAGAAAAUGGGUGAGUUCCUAUUGUUCAGGGGGCAUUUGUUUUUUCCUCAUUGCAGCAGGCAUCUAAUUUGUCUUUUACUGCAUUCGAAGCAAUAGUGGUCAGGUCAGGGAGCAUGUAGGAUCCCCUUCAUAUUUGAUUAUCGCAUUCAGUCAGCUUUUCUGUGCAAGCAAGUUGGUCUAGUGGGCUUUCAGCUGGCCUUGGAGCCUCCACAUGCUUUGUUCAAUUCCUGCGCAGUGCUGUACAGUAAUGUGGAGUGUUGCACAUUAUCGUACAGUAAUGAAUGAAGGCACAGGCGGUGUUAAAAAUGUUAGAGAUAGGACAGCUAGUGAAGCUUUGGUCAAAUGUCGGUCUGAAAUCGACUGCGUGCUUUUUGUGCAAGGGAAAACCCACAUGACGAGAAUGAUUGCUGAUGGUAAUUUGUACAUACGCUGUCUAAGCACUGAUAUAUAAAACCAACUCUCAGUGGGAAAAAUAAUGUUGCACUGGAUGUUAGUGCAAGAAUAUCAAAAUAAUACGCCCUCAUCAGCAUCUACUGUCAGCACCUACUGUAACGGCCUAUACGUUGGAUCCUAAAAUUGCAACCCGAGAGCAGUUUCUGUGUCUAUGUUGCCGAAUCGACCAAAGUGCAAAUUUUGUGUCUUUUUAUUAUUGAGGAAGUGCUAGGAGCACUGGAGGGUGGUUUUGAUGAUCCCUACAGUCGAAGCUUUAUUUUUCCAGACACUCUUAUCUGCCAAAAAUUGCGAAAUCUGACUAGCUUAGUUGUCAUUUCAGACGGUGCAUGAUGUUGCUAGCAAAAAAAAAAAAUUCUGUGACGAUUGUGAUACUCCCUAAUGCGAAAUUUGAGUGCAGCUCAUAUGUGUUUUCAUUUUGUGAUAUAUUGGCUGGCGUGGACAAUCAGUCUCGUGCGGCAUGUUGCAAACAGAGUGGAGUGUGGCGCAAUCGGAGUGAGGCAGGCCGUGGGUGACGCGUGGGUGCGAUUCACAGGAGCCGCUGCAGACGGACCUCCCAGAUGACGCGCGCUGAUGUGGCCCUAUCUUGUAGCCAUCGUCGCCGCACUAUGUUUUUCUUGUGCUUUCACCGUACCCCCCUCCUCUUCUUUCUGUCUCAUGGUUCUGCUGCACCAUCCUCCCCCACUUACCUCCUUGAGUCUUUCAUCCCCCGCUGCCCUCCGCAUUCACUCUUUCAUCCUACGCGGUGCUCUUCACUCAGUUACAUUGACACCAAUGCUUGCCGCAGGCACGGGCACCUAAGAGCUGCAUUCUAAAAAUUUCCAAUGGAAAUAUUUAACAAUGUGGCAAAAAAUGGUAGAUCAAAGUGAUCAUUUUCUUUAGCUGCGGUAACGAAGGAGUUAAAUAAAAUAGUGUUUGAUAGCUUCCUACUAACCGUGGCAGUGAUCUUAACAUUGACAUGAUUAGAGGGCAUCAUUAGCAUCGUUAGUAUAUUGCAGGCACAAAUUUAAUAUGCUGUCUGUCAUGCCAAUUUUUCGACAAAUAAAAAGGCAUGGACAUAUUUUUUUCAGCUUUCAAGGCUUUAUAUUGUUCUUAAGUGUAGAUAUUCAGAUAAAGACAUUGUGACAACACUGUAACAUGGAAAGGUAUUUUUGUUGUUGGGACUGUACCUUAAGUUGUCCAUGUGCUCCACUCAAUGUGCGAUUCUGCAGAGUACAAAUAAGUGUUUUGGUGUAGGAUUCACUAGAAAACUGGCGAAGUCACAUGUUCAAUGACAACCAUGCUGCUCUUUAUUUAGUAGGUUAAUCCGCAGAACACACUCCAUGCAACGCCAAAAGCUGCACUCCCAUGCCUACUUCCUGUGCAAUUAGUGUACAGAGCUGACUGCGACAGUGGUGCGAAACUAUUGGCUGGCCCAUUUGUCAACCGGUUCAUCUAAUGCAGUCAAACCUCGAUAUAUGAAACACGGAUAUAUCGAAUUAUCAUGUAUAUCAAACACUUUCCAUAUAACCUGGAAAAUUGCGUGCAUUUAAAAUUUUUAUUUUGAGGGGGGUCGGACAUAAAAUGGCUAUAUGGAACUCCACCACCCCAGACCACGUGCACUCUGUUGACAGGCGGCAAGCUUUCCCGCAAUGCCCUCGAAGAUAGCGAUGGCGCGAUGUGUGUUCCCAACCGCUGCGCACUAUAGCUGCACACAUCAAAAGCGCCGAGGGCGUCAUUUGAAUGUAGCGGCGUACGCACGCGGCGGCUUGGUUAGUUCGACAACAUCGACGACAUUUGGCGUGCUGACUCCUCGGUGCUGCGCUCUGCGCCUGCUGUGCCUCGUGAGGAAUAGUUUAGAUCCACAAAGGCGCGCGACAGUGUGCGCUCACCGGGCUCACUUAUAGACACCACUUCAUAAUUUGUUACUGACAGUGUUUCAAAAUUUUUCGAUUGACGGACGUGUAGAUUGCAGCGUAAGUAGUGGCCGAACUUGAAGACACUGCCGAGGUUGAUUCCGCAUUGAUGUCCCGCUCCCGACUUGAACUAAGGCUUUAGCUGCUUUGGCCCUUCUUCGCUGCUACUGCGGCACAAUAGGAGGCACUGGCCUAUUGCUUGUGGAUCGUUUAGACUAUGUUGAGGACGCCAUGGUUAAGUACGCAGCUGCCAAUAAGAAGCAGGCUACACUGCUACAGUACUUUGAGCCAAAAGAAAUGCUCUGUGUGAAGCUGCAAAUGAGUGUUUACAGCACCACAAUUGGGGCACGAUCGGGGAUCAUUGUUUGGAGCGUGCGAUUAGCCUAAGCCGUGCCGACUUCGCGCGGUGAAGUCAGCAUGACCUAGGCUAAUGGAGCGCGGUGCAACCGAAUGCGCGCUACAAACAACGAUUCCUGAUCGCGCCUUUUGUUCACUGAUUGAUUUGUACAAGUUUUUCACCUGUUUCUUACGUGAUUUUAUAUAUCAAAUUCUGGCUACAUUGAACUAUUUUGCAAUCAGUGUGCUGUUCAGUAUAUCGAGGUUCGACUGUAUUUUAGUGUGGUAUCACAACUAACGCAUGUCUGUGGUUAGGCAGAUGCUGAUUUUCAUGGCAAUGUUGCGGAAACUAAGUGACAUGGUUGCCGUUGGACACAGCUGCUGGCAUUGUUCAAGCUGUGUUUAUGCAGAGAAUGAGCAUUAUGACUGCAAAUAAUUCUGGAUGAUAGGAAUGGCGCGGUGGCAUGAUGUUUGGAGUGGCUCGGCACAUGCACCUGAAUAGGAAAGGUGACAUCAGCUGCACCACAGGCAGGCAUGCGAAGUGUUGUUGAAUGAGUGGUGUAGUAAGAGGUCCUGCAAAGGGGUCACUGAACAUUCAGCCUGCUCUUUCGUUGAGGCUUGUCACUGUCACAGGAGCACCUCUGACCUCCUGCAACGUCCUUGAGUAUCUGUUGUGUCUGUGGGCCUUAGCCUGAGAGAAGCUGUUCUAAAACACAUGCGCGUUCAGUAUUUUUCAUAGUGCCAAAGCGAGAACUAGUGUCAUUUAAUGUGGUGUUGCUGUGGUAUAUGUCAGCCAUGGAGGAUUAGUGACAUUGUGAAUUGAUGUGCUAAUUUCGGUAGGAUGUGCAAAGGUCACAUCGCUUUCAUGGAUGAAGCAUCUGUUUUGCAUUUUCUUUGCAAAAUGUAAAAUGUUUACUCUGUUAAUCUGCUUAUUUCACGUGUUUGUGUUGUUUAUUCAUGGUAAGGAAUAGAAAUUGCACUUAUUUAUUUUCAAUAGUGCUAGUCUUGUUGAGACUAACGCGGGUGAGCAUAAUAUGCGGGGUAGUAGGACCACAUAUGGGAAUGUAUUUGCAAAUGGCAUGAAAGGGUAACCUUCAACAUCCUUUUUUUACUAACAGCAGUGUGCACUCUAAAAAGGCAGCAAGGAAGGAAAUAACUACCAUAUAAACCAGAAUGCAAGUAUAGAUAUUUUCCUAAAAGGACAACAGGCUAAGGUUGCCCCUCGUCUUAUAUAGCAGUCUUUAGCCAAAUCAACUUGUCAUCUGGCAACCAUACUGCAUGCAUGGGUGUCAUUCUGGACACUGUCAAAUUCUGCCAUCCUCUCAUAUUUGUUAAUGACAGCAUUUUGAGCCAAUCAGAAGGGCACAGAGGACUCGUAAUGCAAAAAAGGGGUAAGACGUGCAGACACGAACACAGAAGAAAAGAAGUGGACAACACGAACGCCGGUUCUAAUGCGGCAGAUACAUAUCGCAAUUAAGGAAGCUAAAGAAGCAGCAUGCUCUUGUGUCCGUGUCUGCAUGCCUUAACCCUUUUUUGCAUUAUGAAUCCUUACCAACUAGCUCGGCUUUCUGUCAUUCUAAGCUUCACAGAGGGCUGCUGUGGCCGCUGAUUGGUUCAAAAUGCCGCCAUUACCAAAGUCAGCAAUAUGGUUAAUUUGACAAUGUCAAGAACAGCACCCGCGGACAUUGUUAAAUCACACCAUACUGUCGAAUUCGGUAGUGCAAUAUUUCGAGCCAGUCGGAGAAGACCCAGAGGGCUGCUACGGCCUCUCUGGUUGGCUCAAACUGCUGCCACGGCAGUGCCAAAUUUGAUAAUCAUGGCAGAACUUGAGAAUGUCCAGAACAGCAACCCAUGUGGGUGAACUCGCAGUCAAAGCCUUAUCUAUAUCCAAACGUGAUUGCUGUCAUUUUCUUUUGUCAUUUUGUCUACCUGUGUGUGCUUUUGCAAUCAGCUUACUGCGCGAUUUAUUUUUUAUCUGGUGAGCGAUGACUAGCAACACACAGAGUGGUUUUAGCUGCAUUCAAGAUUAAUGUCUACUUUGCAAAAGGAAAAGCAACAUGGCCACUCAUGUGCCAUGUUGAUUAAUGUAAAAAAAGAGAAAAAACUGCAGAUUGUAGCUUUCUGAAUUUUUUAACAAAAAAAGAGGCAGAGUUGGAAUAUAAAACCCCAGUAUUCACUUCUGAAGGAAGUACGAUUGGCAGGCACAAAAAGAAGAAUUGUUGGCGCGCAACUUGUGCAAAAUGUCAUUAGUACUUUUAUAUGGCAGUGCACUGUGGGAUGCGUCCAGCUACAAACGAUCAUCUUCUGAUGACGCUUCUGCAAGUUUGAAUGAGACUGCAGCUCCGAUGAUGGAUGAGCAGUGCCAUUUUAAAUAUAAAUGCGAUUUGGCAAUUGUUUUGUAUUCUUUCUUUUUUCUCCUUUUUUAACCUCAAACUAAGGGGUUGACCUAUAUUCCCACCUGACCUUUAUACUGGCAAUUACUCUGGAAAUGUUGAUCAAAAUAUAACCACCUUGAUGAAGUAUAAAUAGAUCGACCUUUUCAUUGUGACCAAUGUAAGAAAGCUUGCAAGAAUAAUUACAAAGAUUACUGAAGUAUUGCUAAUUUUAUUUUGUGCUUGCUCUGUAGUUAAUGCUUGCCUCGUUGUUAUCGAAUACUAACUGUGACUUGUAUUUUGUAUUGAUGAAUCAAAGCGAUCUUGAGUCCCUCACUGCAAUGGGGAAAAAAAUGGGAGUAUGUGAGAGUGUCAGUAUUGCAAGCACAUUUUAUUGAAGCAAUUCAAUAUGUAUGCAUAAGAAAUGUUACAUUUGUUAAUGUGAAGAUGGUGUUGGCCUUGAUACUGCAGCAUUAUGGUAAGCAUUCUUGCCAUCAUUGGUGUUACACAAUUGCCCUGCUGCAAAAAUAAUACUAGUGUCUACCUGGUGCGAGUCACGUUUUUUUUUUAAUGCUUGGCCAAUCCACUCGCAAUGGGGAAGCACCAUUGCUUGUAAAUUACACCUUUAAAUUUGGCUGUAAGUCAA